Molecule: messenger RNA, 1192 nt
Organism: Triticum urartu
Lineage: Eukaryota; Viridiplantae; Streptophyta; Magnoliopsida; Poales; Poaceae
Source: RefSeq, a predicted model, not a curated record
CAACAAUGGAAAGAGCACUUGAGAUGAUGCUGGUCGUGGCCAUUGUGCUGGCCACCACUACGUCCGGGGCGCUCGGCAUGGACAUCAAGGACAAGGACCUGGCGUCGGAGGAUUCCUUGUGGGCGUUGUAUGAGCAUUGGUGCGAGCACUACAGGGUGGCACGGGACCUCAACGACAAGACCCGGCGCUUCAACGUGUUCAAGGAGAAUGCACACAUGAUCCACAAGUUCAACCAAGGUGACGCGCCCUACAAGCUGAGCCUCAACCUUUUCGGCGACAUGACCGAUGAAGAGGUCCAUCGCGCGUAUGGUCACUGCUCCAACAUCAAGUCUGAUAGCCGUAAGCAUCGGCGACAGGACCGAUUCACAGAUGACGCCAUCAACGCCCGCAAGGGCCUCCCGUCAUCCGUGGAUUGGCGCAGACGCCCGUCCGCGGUGACGAACGUGAAGCUACAGGGAGUGCAUUGCGGUUCCUGCUGGGCCUUCGCGGCAACGGCGGUGGUGGAGGGCAUCAACUCCAUCAGGACUCGGAACCUGACGUCGUUGUCCACGCAACAACUCGUGGACUGCGACAAGGGGAACGGGGGGUGUAAAGGAGGAUUCGCGAAGUUAGCCUUCAAGUACAUAAUGCAAUCGGGCGGCAUCGAAACAGAUGCUAAGUACCCGUAUGUUGGCCAUCAGGAUGGCCAUUGCUCGGUGCCCAAGCCAAACCGGAACACGGUCGUCACCAUCGAUGGCUACAAACAGGUGGCGCCGAAUGAGGUGGCGGCGUUGGAGCAGGCGGUGGCGGCCCAACCCGUGGUGGUCGGAGUUGAUUCAAGCUCGACGGCCUUCCAACGCUAUGGGCGAGGCGUCUUCGUGGGGCCAUGCGGGACAAACCUGGACCACGAAAUGACGGUGGUGGGCUAUGGCACCACGGAUAAACACGAGUAUAAGACUCCCAUAAAAUAUUGGAUCGUGAAAAACUCAUGGGGGGCAGACUGGGGUGAAAACGGCUACAUCCGCAUAGCACGCGAUGUGAGAGGUCAGCCCAAGGAAGGCAUCUGUGGCAUCCUCACGGACGCGUCAUACCCAGUGAAAUUUAGUAGGAAAGGUAGAAAUGAUAUCAUGAAGAGAAAUUAGCGGUCUGUGUAUAGGUAGCGAUUUUAACAUCCCCCAAACAUAUAUGGACCGUCCAUGUGUUCUAUUAUACA